Glycine soja is the source of this 2787-nucleotide messenger RNA. Its product is annotated as cell division cycle protein 27 homolog B-like. The record is from RefSeq and is a predicted model, not a curated record. Gene Ontology annotation, biological process: cell division. Lineage: Eukaryota; Viridiplantae; Streptophyta; Magnoliopsida; Fabales; Fabaceae. Gene Ontology annotation, molecular function: protein binding. The coding region runs from base 126 to 2396 and encodes 756 amino acids. The transcript has 16 exons.
UUUUCAUUUGAUUUGAUUUGAUUUUUAAACCGGAACCGAAACCGAAACCAAAAUCCUCUCUUUUUCAAUUUUCCCCUUAGUUUUCUUCUUCUUCUUUUCUGAAAUCGAAUUCGAAAGUAGCAGCCAUGGAAGCGAUACUCGUGGAUUGUGUGCAGAAGAGUCUUCGGCAUUUCAUGCACGCCAACGCCAUCUUCCUCUGCCAGCGUCUCUGCGCCGAGUUCCCCACCGAGACAAAUCUCCAAUUGUUGGCUGGAUGUUACUUGCAGAAUAAUCAAGCUUAUUGUGCAUAUCAUAUCUUAAAGGGAGCGCAAAUGGCUCAAUCUCGAUACUUGUUUGCGAUAUCAUGCUUUCAGAUGGAUCUUCUUAGUGAAGCUGAAGCAGCACUGUGUCCUGUUAAUGAGCCUAGUGUAGAGGUUCCAAAUGGUGCAGCUGGUCAUUAUCUGUUAGGGCUGAUUUACAGAUACACUGACAGAAGGAAAAGUGCCAUACAUAAUUUUAAGCAGGCACUAUCAAUGGAUCCUCUAAUGUGGGCUGCAUAUGAGGAGUUGUGCAUAUUAGGUGCUGCUGAAGAUGCAACUGCAGUUUUUGGUGAAGCAGCUGCUCUUUGUAUACAAAAGCAAUACCUACAUUGCACGACCUCUCCUAAGUUGCAUUCAUCAGCUGAGGAUUGUAAUAUAGUUGACACUAGACACUCUGUCUCAGAAGACACAAGUCCUAGGCAACUGAAGCUCAUGCAGGGCAUGAAGGAUUUUCCCGGAAAUCAUCAUGGGGCAUCUAUUUUGGGAGGAACUGCUCAACCAAAUAAUAGUGGUCUGUCUAACAUAUCAUUUUAUAACACACCAUCUCCAAUGGCAGCACAGUUGUCAGGUGUUGCUCCACCCCCUUUGUGUAGGAAUGUGCAGCCUAAUGGCCAAAAUCUGAGCUCACUUAAUGCUGACAGUUCUCCUAAGUCAACAGUGAACUCUACCAUUCAAGCCCCUCGAAGAAAGUUCGUGGAUGAAGGAAAGUUACGGAAGAUUUCUGGAAGAUUGUUUUCCGAUUCUGGUUCUCGACGUAGUUCAAGACUCUCGAGUGAUGCAAGUGUAAAUGCAAAUGCUAAUGCAACAGUUGUAUCUGGAAAUGGAACUAAUAACUCAUCUAAGUAUCUUGGAGGGUCAAAGCUUAGCACUAUGGCAUUUCGUUCCAUGGCAGUUCGUAAAGGGCAGUCAUGGGCCAAUGAAAAUGCUGAUGAAGGGAUUCAUAAUGAUGUUCUAGAUGAUUCUCGCUUAAAUGUCACAUCAACAACUUCUAGUUCUUCUCCUACCAUGGAAGCUAAAUCUUAUGAGCAAAAAGCAGCAAAUUUUCCAAUUGGUGGACAAAUAGUGAGUGGUUCAAAAGUCAUAUCUGGUGCUUCAGAAAUACUGACCCUUCUUAGAAUUUUUGGUGAAGGUUGUAGACUUGCCUACUUGUAUAGGUGCCAGGAUGCACUGGAUACCUAUAUGAAACUUCCACAUAAGCAUUACAGUACUGGCUGGGUUCUUUCCCAGGUUGGAAAAGUGUACUUUGAAUUGGUUGAUUACUUAGAAGCUGAGCAGGCCUUUGGCCUUGCUCAUCAGAUUACACCUUACAGUUUGGAAGGAAUGGAUGUAUACUCAACAGUCCUUUAUCACUUAAAGGAAGAUAUGAAGUUAAGUUACCUGGCUCAGGAACUGGUAUCAACUGAUCGCUUAGCUCCUCAAUCUUGGUGUGCCAUGGGUAAUUGCUAUAGCCUGCAAAAGGAUCAUGAAACUGCACUGAAGAAUUUUCAACGAGCUGUUCAACUGAAUCCCAGAUUUGCAUAUGCACACACCCUUUGUGGACAUGAGUAUGUUGCACUAGAAGAUUUUGAGAAUGGAAUCAAAUGCUACCAGAGUGCGCUCACCGUUGAUGCAAGGCAUUAUAAUGCUUGGUAUGGACUUGGAAUGGUAUAUCUUCGCCAAGAAAAGUUUGAGUUCUCUGAACAUCAUUUUCGGAUGGCUUUCCAUAUCAAUCCACGCUCAUCUGUUAUAAUGUCAUACCUUGGUACAGCUUUGCAUGCUUUAAAGAGAAGCGAGGAAGCACUGAUGGUAAUGGAGAAGGCUAUUUUAGCAGAUAAGAAAAAUCCCCUUCCAAUGUAUCAGAAGGCAAAUAUACUCAUGAGCUUGGAAAAGUUUGACGAGGCAUUGGAAGUCCUAGAGGAGCUUAAAGAGUAUGCUCCUUGUGAAAGUAGUGUCUAUGCUUUGAUGGGCAGGAUCUAUAAAAGGCGUAACAUGCAUGAGAGAGCGAUGCUUCAUUAUGGUAUUUCUUUAGAUUUGAAACCAUCUGCAACAGAUGCUGCUGCUAUCAAGGCUGCCAUUGAGAAAUUGCAUGUACCAGAUGAGAUGGAAGACAACUUGUAGCUAGAUGUAUGAAGUGCAAAGUGCUAACUUGGUGUAAAUUACCCGCAUUUAAACCCUGAUAACAGGGACUUGGCUCUGCUUGUGCUUUCGGCAAAAUUGUUCAUUGAAGCAGCACAACUGCUUGAGGAGUAUUUAUUGAUGCAGCCAUCUAAGCGACGGAUCUCUCUUUCAAGUGACCAGAGUUUUGUAGGAGAUUCACAUACUAAUAGGAGGACAUGAUGUAACAAAGGUGCCAAGAAGUUCCUAUACCUAUACGAAUAGUUGUGUUAACAAAAUCUACGUGUAUCAUUAGUUAAUCCAUUCAUUUGUUGAUAAAUCACAGCUUCAGUCUCAACACACUUUCAUAUUUUUAAUUAUUUUAUAAAUAAGAUAAUUAUAACUUAAUAAAUAA